Molecule: messenger RNA, 1490 nt
Organism: Musca domestica (house fly)
Lineage: Eukaryota; Metazoa; Arthropoda; Insecta; Diptera; Muscidae
Product: peritrophin-44-like
Exons: 2
Coding region: 122-1402 (426 amino acids)
Cellular component (GO): extracellular region
Molecular function (GO): chitin binding
Source: RefSeq, a predicted model, not a curated record
UGUCUCCGAUGAACGCCGGAAACGCAAACGGCGCUCCAUAGUAUUGACACAAUAUAAAUAACAACAAAAAGAAAAAAAAAAGAGAAGAAGAAAAUUGGUGAUUUUCUUUUGUUUUAGAGAAAUGUUUAAGACAACCUGGGCCUCGAGGUUCAUUGCUGCCGUUACUACCAUUUUAUUGGUGCUAUCAUCAGUCCGGCAGACCCUGGGACAAACGACUAACAGCAGCAGCAGCAGCGCCACCACCACCUCUACUACCACCAGCAUCAUCGACGGUGGCACCAGCCGUAGCAGCAAUUUCAGUCCCGACACAAUCUGUCCCCUUCUGCCCGACGGAACUAAAAUCAAGGAUCCACGCUACUGCAAUGUCUAUAUAGUCUGUCAGAAUGAUACCAGCACCUCGUAUUCUUGUGGUCAACAGUUUUUCGAUCGCGACACCGGCGAAUGUGUCGAUCCCGCCACCAUAGAUUGCCUCUCGAGUAAUCCAUGUGCCAAGAAGCCAACGGGUUUUGUGGCCGAUCCCUAUAGCUGCAGCAAUUACUACUACUGUUCGAAUGGUGUGGGCACGCUGGGCCAGUGUUCGACGGGCCUCAAUUAUAAUCCGGAUACCAAUAAUUGUGUUCGUAAUUUUUCGUGUGAGAUAACCAUGCUGCCGGAGGACUAUUGUAAUAUUGUGCCGGAGGGUGUGUUCAUAAAGGUGCCCGGUUCCUGUACGGAAUAUCAAUUGUGUUGGCGAACGGAGCUGUUGAAUGGUACCUGUCCCGAUGGUUUUUAUUACGAUGCAUAUCGUGGCGGUUGUGAUUAUCCCAGUAAUGUUGAAUGUGUCGAACAUAAUUCCCAGCUGCCGAAUAUACCCGAAGAUGUCAAGUGCAGCGAAGCGGGCGUUUUCAUUUCGGAUGGUGUAACCUGUAAUGGUUACUUUUAUUGCAGCAGCAUUGGUGAGGGGGAGUUUGGUAUGCGCCAUGGCAAUUGUCCAGUGGAUCGUUUCUUUGAUCCCGCCGAUGGCGGCCAAUGUGUGCCAAGGACGGAUAUUGUAUGCGAACACAAUCGCUGUGUCACCCUGGGCAUGGAUUUCAUACAAAUGGCAAGUAAUACCGGUGAUGGCUGUCGUGGUUUUUCGUUGUGUCAAAAUGGCCAGACAAUCGGACAGGCAUCAUGUCCGAGUGGCGAGUAUUUUGAUGAGUGGUCGCAAUUAUGUGUGGAUCAUGUUAUUGACUAUGUGGCCUGUGCUGGGGAUGGUGAUAACAGUGCGGAUGGCUCGAGUAGCACCAGCACCAGCACCACGACCCCCACGGUGACAGCUGAGCCGGAAUCAACCAUAAAUACCAACUCUGAAGUGGCUGAAAAACUUCUGGCUCUGCCCCAACGAAUUUUAACACCAGUUCCCGUUCCACGGCUCACCUAGACUUUCAAAUUCCUUAUAUCCAUAUAUAUGUAUGUAUGUAUGUAUGUAUGUAUUUUUUCCCAUACGUUCCAAAACUGUAUUGAAAAAU